CUGUUAACAGUGUUAACCUCAAAGUUAAAAUUUUAUAGUUUUAUUUUUUAUUCAUUGUUGGGAAUUCGAAGUUUGUUUCUAUAAAAAAGUUUGGUAUUAAAGACAAAUAGUAAUAAUUAAAUGACCCAACAUGAGCAAAAUAUUCACUCCAACAAAUCAAAUCCGAUUAACAAACGUUGCUGUAGUCAGAAUAAAAAAAGCUGGAAAAAGGUUUGAAAUAGCUUGUUAUAGAAAUAAAGUUGUUUCAUGGAGAAAUCAAGUUGAGAAGGAUAUAGAUGAAGUACUACAAACUCACACUGUAUUCGCAAAUGUUUCAAAAGGACAAGUAGCAAAAAAGGAGGAUUUGAUAAAAGCUUUUGGAAAAGAUGACCAAACUGAAAUAUGUAAAGAAAUUUUAGCAAAAGGAGAGUUACAAGUUUCAGAUAAAGAAAGGCAAAGUCAAACUGAUCAACUUUUUAAGGAUAUUGCAACCACUGUAGCUGAUAAAUGCUUAAAUCCAGAAAUUAAAAGGCCAUAUCCAGUUACUAUUAUUGAGAAAGCUAUGAAAGAUGUACAUUAUUCUGUGAAACCUAAUCAAUCUGCUAAACAGCAAGCAUUACAAGUAAUUAAACUUAUUAAAGAAUCAAUUCCUAUAGAAAGAGCUAAGAUGAGACUAAAAGUUAAUUUUAAGGGAAAAGCUGCAAAGAAAAUAAGAGAUAAAAUAAGUAAAAUAGAGAGCACAGAAGUUGAAAAAGAAGAUAGAGAAGAAGAUGAAAUUACUAUUGUUUUUCUGGUAGAUCCAGGCCAUUUUAAAGAAAUUGAUUCUAUGGUCAAAGCGGAAAGUAAAGGAACAGCUUUAUUGGAAGUUAUGUCUUACAAAGAAAUGGUUUUAGGAGAAGAGCAUUUUUGAUGAACAUUUUCAAUUAUCAUGGUCAUUGUAAUAGGCCAUAUUCAUUCAGAUGGUUGUUUAUGUAAUGAUGCUUUACUUACUAUUAUAUUUAUUUAACUUACCAACUAAUAAAAUUGUCAAAAUAUA
Molecule: messenger RNA, 1015 nt
Organism: Psylliodes chrysocephalus
Lineage: Eukaryota; Metazoa; Arthropoda; Insecta; Coleoptera; Chrysomelidae
Source: the annotation of a GenBank genome assembly